Cucumis sativus (cucumber) is the source of this 2430-nucleotide messenger RNA. RefSeq names its product probable LRR receptor-like serine/threonine-protein kinase At5g10290. The record is from RefSeq and is a predicted model, not a curated record. Gene Ontology annotation, molecular function: ATP binding; protein binding; protein kinase activity. Gene Ontology annotation, biological process: protein phosphorylation. Lineage: Eukaryota; Viridiplantae; Streptophyta; Magnoliopsida; Cucurbitales; Cucurbitaceae.
UCUCUACAAUUCUUCUUCUCUGAGCUUCGUAUUUCUUAACCCAUCACCGCCCUUCUUCCUCUUUCUUAUUACUCUCUCUUUUUUUUUUUUUUCUUUCAGGUUUAAGAAUCUUGAGGAUAAUCUUUCUCUUUACUCUGCCCCAAAUCUACUUCUCCUAUUCCCAGGGUGAUUUGGUUUUCGUUGCAGAGCUAAGUGGCAGAGAUUUUAUAGAAAAUUGGAAUGUGGAAAUAAAAGAAAUGAUUCUUAACAUUACGCGAUGAAAGUGAUUUUUAGCGGAGAUGGCAAAACUCUAUCUUACUGCUCUAGUUUUGGUUUGCUUUCAUUACUUUGCGGUGUCUGAUUUUCAAGGUGACGCACUCUAUGCAUUUAAGAAGGCAUUGAAUGCAACAAGUAGUCAGCUUGGAGAUUGGAACCUAAAUCAUGUCAAUCCAUGCAGUAGUUGGUCCAAUAUUAUGUGUAAUGGGAACAACGUGACAGCUAUAACCUUGCCAACGAUGGGAUUUACUGGAACCUUGUCUCCAGAAAUUGCUGUCAUAAAAUCUCUUUCAACUCUGAACUUGGAGGGAAAUUACAUAACUGGAGGGAUACCAGCGGAGUUUGGAAACUUGACAAAUUUGGUCACUUUGGAUCUCGGAAAUAACAGCCUAAUUGAUCAAAUACCAUCGUCCCUGGGUAAUCUUAAGAAUCUACGGUUCCUAACUCUGAGUCAAAAUCAUUUAACUGGGAGUAUUCCUGAGACGUUGUCAACCCUUCCUAGCUUGAUCAAUCUUUUUCUUGAUUCGAAUAAUCUCAGUGGCCAGAUUCCGGAGCAAUUAUUUCAAGUUUCAAAAUUCAACUUUUCUGGAAAUAAGUUGGAUUGCGGCAACAAUUCACGUUGGUCCUGUGAUUCGGACAGUACAAAUUCAGGUGCUUCAAAUAAGUCGAAGGUUGGGCUCUUAGCUGGACCUAUUUCUGGGUUAAUGGUUACUCUUCUUUUGGUCGGAUUAUUGCUUUUGUUGUGCAAGCAUAGAUAUAAAGGCUACAAGGGUGAAGUCUUCGAAGAUGUUCCCGGUGAAAUUGAUCGAAAAAUUGCAUUUGGUCAGCUGAAAAGAUUUGCAUGGAGGGAGCUACAGCUAGCUACAGAAAAUUUUAGUGAGGAAAAUGUUAUAGGACAAGGAGGCUUUGGAAAGGUUUACAAAGGGGUGCUUGCUGAUGGCACCAAGGUUGCAGUGAAACAGUCAACUAAUUAUGAACGCCUUGGGGGAGAUGCUUCUUUUCUGCGUGAAGUUGAGAUGAUUAGUGUAGCUGUUCAUAGAAAUCUAUUGCGGCUGAUUGGGUUUUGUACAACUCAGACUGAACGCUUAUUGGUGUAUCCCUAUAUGCAGAACUUGAGUGUUGCCAACCGUCUUCGAGAACUUAAGCCUGGGGAACCUAUUUUAGAUUGGCCUACACGAAAACGUGUGGCAUUGGGGACAGCUCGUGGUUUAGGAUAUCUUCACGAACAUUGCAAUCCAAAGAUUAUUCACCGAGAUGUUAAGGCUGCUAACGUCUUGCUUGAUGAGGAUUUUGAAGCAGUUGUUGGUGAUUUUGGCCUCGCCAAGUUGGUUGAUGUUAAGAAGACUAGCGUCACAACUCAAGUUCGGGGGACAGCUGGCCACAUAGCACCCGAGUACUUAUCCACUGGGAAAUCGUCAGAAAAGACUGAUGUUUUUGGUUAUGGCAUUAUGCUUUUAGAACUUAUUACAGGACAACGCGCGAUCGACUUCUCACGCUUCGAUGAAGAUGAUGAUGUUUUACUGCUAGACCAUGUCAAGAAAUUGGAAAGGGAGAAGCGACUGAACAUUAUUGUGGACGAAAACCUGACUAACUAUGAUAUUAGAGAGGUGGAGACAUUGGCUCAAGUUGCGCUACUGUGUACGCAGCAAUCUUCGGCUAGUCGGCCAACAAUGUCGCAAGUCAUUCGGAUGCUGGAAGGCGAGGGACUCGGAGAGAGGUGGGAGGAAUGGCAGCAUUUAGAGGUGAUUCGCAGACAAGAUUAUGAGAGAAUGCAAAGAAGAUUUGAAUUAGGGAAUGAUUCCAUUUAUAAACAGGAAGCUAUUGAGUUAUCUGGUGGAAGAUAAGGUAGCAAUUACCAAGCUUUUUGAUCCUCAUCUAUAUGUCAGUUUUUUUCUGUUAGAUUAGUUUGAUUUGGGGGCCAUCCUUAUGAAAUCAUUGCCUUCUCAUAUCCUACUUUUGUACAUUUCAUUCACUUUUGUUUAUAUUUUUUUGGCUGUGCUUCUUUGUGUAAUCUUAAUUCCCUCAAUUUAACACGUGCUGUGGCUGAAGUUUGUAUUUGUAAUACAACUGAGUGAAUAGAGUCGUUAUUUUCAUACUUGGCAUUGCAUUUGCCAACAUUGUAACUAUAGAAUAAUUAUUGUUUGAGCUUAAAUAAAAUUGUUCUUCGUUUCUAAA